ACCUAAGAGUGGUCUCUGACUUACCACUGGCUGCCUCAGCUCAGCCAGGGGCCCCACCUGGCGUUGGAUGUGCUAUGUGCUGUCUAUGCUGAACUGCCAAGGCUAUCUUGGGUGUAGUGCACCUAGGCCAACACCAGGCAGCUGCUGCAGAAUACCCAGGGCCCAACCCAGUGAGGCCAAAUGUGCCCUGCCCCAUACAGCCUCCCUUCCUCCUGGGCAGUUGCCUGCAGCCUUUAGAGCCCCACCCUCACCAGCAAUCAGCAGCAUCCAGCCCCCGCCUACCACAGGAUGUUGCCAUGGAAUCCUCCAGGGGCCAGCAGGCAGAGCUGUGAGCUGGUGACGUUAGGGAUGGGGCACAAUGCAGCAUCUCCUGCCCAUGCAGUAGGCCAGGCCAGCCUGUCUCAAAUGCUCAAACUCUCCCCUUAGACCCCUGCCAGGGUGCAGUAUGUCCUGGAGGCACAGUUCUCCACUGAGCAGGUCUGUGCCAGGAAUCAGCUGACCUUAGAGCCUGACCUUGUGGCCCACAGCUUGUGAGGUCCUGACGUGGGACAGGUUCACGGCAAAUGAAUUUGCCCAGGACCACACAGCAGCACUGUGGUGGCCCCAGUAGGACACUAGUGGGGGCCCUACCCAGCAGGACAGACAGCAGAGGCAUCCUUCCCCUCCCCACUCAGCUGGAAUAGCCCAGGGCUUGGUACUUGGGUCACAGGGCUGGCAAGAGUUGGAAUGAGGACAGAGCCAUGUGGCUGAAGAAUGAGCCACAUGCAGACCCUCCUGGUGGGCAGUGGGCAAUCGCAGCCCACUGGCCUGGACACAAACAGCCAAGGACCCGCUCUGGACUGAGUGAGCCAUCUGGCUCCAGGUACUUGCGGAGAUUUUGGCACCUCAAGCUCCAAAAUAGACAGUACCUGGGAAGACUGACAGGGCAGGGAGUCACCCAUCUGCUCCUGCCUGGGCUUAACCGGAGACAUGCAUUCUGGGAGCCCCUGACCAGUCUGCAGUGAGGCCAGGGCUUGGGGCUCCUCCAGGUCCCUGACCUAAGGCUCUGCCAAGCUGCCUGCUGCUUGUGCAGGUGCCCUGGAGGUGGUGCUGGUGAGACCAUCAGGCUUCUUCCUGGACGUGGUUCAGGACCCUGAGACCUGUAUUUUGGGAAUGUUGAAAACCUUGUGCUCAGCAAAGCUCCAAAGCAGAGCAAGAGCAAACCAGUCCGGGCCCUAGCCCUGCUGCGCAGCCCCCACCGGGUGCGGCCCCUUUAAGUGCUGCCCCCUUGGCUGCCAUUGGGGGCAGUACUGAGCAGCCAGGCCAGGAUCAGCGCUGCUGCCUGGAAGCUUCUGCCGGUGCCCCGGCGCAGCAGUGCGGGGGAUACAGAGGACCGGGCUGGAGCCGGUGCAGCCCACCCAGGAUUCGGGCAACGUCCAGGUAAGAGGCCAGGGUGAACUGCCUAGCAUGCUAUUGUCAAGCAGAAGCUAUCUGAGAGGAUGGGACAUCCCUGCCCCCAACCAGCACAGGCUAGUUCCUGCGAUGGCUGCUCCAGGACAGGCCAGGGCAGGGCUGGGAGGUAAGGAAGGCUGCUUGGCCAUCCGUGUGGGCUCCAGAAGACCCAGGGUCCUGGAGUUGCCCAACGCCACCCCAUCCCCACAGGGAGGGGGUGUCAGAGUCCAGGCCCCGACAGCCGCAGCUGGCAACGCUGGCUGUCACCUCCCUGGGGCGGAGCCUCACACCCUGUCAUCCAGCCUAGAUUCCAGCCUGGCCUUGAGCUUAGGAUGAAAGAGGGGUCUGACUGGUGUGGGCAUUAGCCUGGGAUGGGGACAUAGACUGGACUUAGUGGCCCUAACCCAAAAGCAGCCCUGUGAGCAGAAAUCUGAUGCUCAGCUGGGACACAGUUGACUCUCCACGGCCUGUCCACCUACAGUCCUGCCAGGUGAGGGCAGGGCUAGCCCCUCAUUAAUUCCCCCAGUUUAUCCUGGGGCAGAUGCCCCCCAAGUGGGUGCUGAGUAGGAGGAGGAGGGCUGUCACCUCUUUCUGAGCAUCUCCCCAGCCAGCCUCUGGCCCUGGGGACCUGGAGGCUCUUGUGGCCCAUAUCUGAACCUGAGCCUGGACCCAGCCAAGCCUGCAGCUCAGGGGCUGAAGAACCACAGGUUUCCAUGGAGCCUUUGGGAGUGCAAGGAGGAGGGGGUAGGGCCCUCUCCUGGGAGGCAGUGGGGGAGCUUUCCCCGCCCUCCACCCUGCCUCCCCCCCGCCCCCCCACAGCUGGCAGCCUCCUGGCCGAGUGAGCUAAUUCUCAGCUGAGGAAGAUGGACGCCAUAAGUACAUGGUUCCAUGGCCUGGGCCUGACUUUGAGGCUGCCAUGUAUACACCGGGCGGUGUCCAUGUGCACUUAUGCAAAGCUGGUGGGGGCGAUCUUCAGCCUUCCUUGCCUGUCCCAUCAAGCUUGGUGGAUUUCAGCCACCCUAAGACAGCUGGGGUCAAAGGAGGCCCAGGCAUGCUCUCUGAGGACUUUUUUAUGGCCUGGGCCACUCGGAGUUGAGGACAUUUUUGCUUUGGAUGCUUUGGAUGCAGUCAAGUGUCCCUACCCCUUGAAACCCUGAGUGAGGGGUACUGUGCUCAGCCUGGUCAGCAGGCUAGUGGGGAUGUCUGAGACUUUCUGUAGGACUGGCUAAGGCUAGGGUCCUUGGACUUUCCCUCUCACGUUGCACAACUAAAAGGGUCACUCUGCAUUGGGCAUUGUACACGAAUCUAUACUUGUAAAUCAACUCCAGUAAAGCUGAAAUGAGCCCCAUCAUUCCAGCUGUGGACACCAGAGGGCAGUAGUCCUAGGACCAUUUCCCCACUUUCCUCUCCUACCCACCUGCCUGCUCUGCCAAGAAAGGGGGUUCUGUCUAUCCAAACCUGCCCAGGGGUCACUAGCAAGGAGAGGAAUUCUGCCUAGGGACAAGAAGGCGUGGACCACUGCAGGCUAAGCCCUUCAGGCUGACCUGGCCCACCCCCAUCUGCAGGAAUCUCUAAGGUCAGCAUGGGUACCUCUAAGGCCGGCAUGGAGCAAGCGCCUGCGGCCUUGGCAAAGGCCUGCAGCCAGGGUUGCUUCACUCCCUGCGCCCCAGGGCAAAAGCCCCAAAAGGCCGCGUGAGCUGGAGCCGCCAGCCUGGGGACGUCUUUUAAGAUGACCCGCACGGACCCACCGGACCUGCUGGUGUCGACCGUGUACCAGGACAUCAAGGUGGCGGCCCCGGGGCCAGCGUCCAGGCGCCAGCCAUGUGAGCAAUCCGUGGCCCGGCCUGCUGCGCCCGCGCCUUUCAACAAGCGCCACUGCCGCAGCUUCGAUUUCCUGGAGGCACUGGACGGGCCGGCCAUGGAGGCCCACCCAGAGCCUCCACCCCAGGAGCCCGCUGCUCCGCGCGCGCGGCCCCGAGAAGGCGAACCUCGGCGCCGCGCCCGCUCCAAGAGCGCGCCCCGCGCGCCCCCGGGCCUGGCACCUGCGCCCACCUCGCCGCCCGUGCUGCAGCGCCGAGGCCGGGAGACUCAGCGUGCGAUGCGGGUAGAGGGGUCGCCUCGCCGGGAGCCUGCGUACCCCGCGCUGCGCGCGCUCGCCAACGAACUGCACCCUAUUAAGCUGCAGCCACAACGGAGCGGCCCUGGCCGCAUCACGCCCCUGUGUGCCGCCCCUGGCCGCUGUGCGCCACCAGAGCCCCCCACGGGGCCUGCCCCCCAUGUCCGAUGCCGACUGGACAUCAAGCCAGAUGACGCUGUGCUGCAGCACGCCGCCCGGGGUUCGCGGCCCUGUGGGCCCGUAGACAACACGUCCUGGGCCCGUGCAGCCCCGCAGUUCCACGGCCUUACGGUGCCUGGUCCCCGCCACGUGGCGCUCUCCCGUACCCCCACCCCCAGUGACUUGUACUGUGCGGACCCCCGGGCGCUGUACUGCGACGGGCCCCUGCCUGGGCCUCGGGACUACUCUGAGCGCCGCAGUCAGCCCUUCAGCACACCUCCAGGCCCUACACAAUUCUUCUACACCGAGGAGCCCGAGGGCUAUGCAGGAGGAUUUCCGGCCAGCCCUGGUCCUCCCUUCGAUGGCUACUGCCCUAGGCCCUACCCAUCCGAAGAGACCCGGGGUCCCAGUCCGAGGCGUGGGGGCGGCUACUAUGGAGGGGAAGUGCGCACUUUCCCGAUCCAGGAACCGCCCUCCCGCUCCUACUACGGGGAGGUCCCCAGGGCCUAUGGACUGCCCUUUGGUCCCCGCUACGUUCCUGAGGAUCCUCGGGCCCACACCUUCUACACAGAGGACUUCGGGAGGUACCGCGAGCGUGACGCCCUAGCUCGGACUUACCCGCACUCACGCAACAGCUCAGCCUGGGCCGACUGGGGACCCCGGCCUUACCGCACCUUGCAGGUAGUGCCUCCCUCCGUCCCCGGCCCGCUGCUGGCCUCAUGGCAUGGCGGCACCGGCACCAGCCCGCCCCGGCUGGCCACAGACAGCCGCCACUACUCACGCUCAUGGGACAACAUCCUGGCGCCAGGGCCCCGCCGGGAGGACCCCCUAGGCCGGGGCCGCAGCUAUGAGAAUCUGCUAGGGCGGGAGGUGCGGGAGCCGCGGGGCGCAUCCCCCGAAGGCCGGCGCGCGCCAGUAAUAGUGAACUUGUCCACCUCACCCAGACGCUACGCGGCGCUCUCGCUGUCUGAGACCUCGCUGUCCGAAAAGGGCCGAGCGGGGGAAGGCCUGAGCCGUAACUGGUAUGUCACUCCAGAGAUUACCAUCACCGACAACGACCUGCGCGCCGCCGAACGCCCGACUGUCAGGGGCUGGGAGCUGCCGGGAGGCCGGCCGCGUCUGCCCUCAUCGGUGGCUCCCAUGGGCCCCACCUCUGGCCGCCAGCGCAGCCUAGAGCAGCUAGACGAGCUCAUUACCGAUCUGGUCAUCGACUCCAGACCACCGGCCGGCCAAGCCCCAGAGCCGGCGGCAGAGGGGCUGGGCCGCCAGCUGCGCCGCAGCGCGCUGGACUCACGGCCCACGGGCCCUGGAGCCCCGGCGCUGGCGCCUCCGCGUUCGCCCCCUGCCUCUGCUGGCAGCGUCGAGGAGCCUGCAGGCCCGGGCGAGGCAGCCAACCGGUCUCCAGAACCCAGUGCGGACGAGGACGAUCUGAUGACCUGCUCCAAUGCGCGCUGCCGGCGCACGGAAACCAUGUUCAACGCCUGCCUCUACUUCAAGUCCUGCCACAGCUGCUACACUUACUACUGUUCACGCCUGUGCCGCCGCGAGGACUGGGACGCACACAAGGCGCGCUGCCUGUACGGCCGCGUAGGCAGCGUGUGCCGCCACGUGCUUCAGUUCUGCCGUGACAGCGGCCCCGUGCAUCGCGCUUUCUCGCGCAUCGCUCGUGUCGGCUUCCUGUCCCGCGGCCGCGGCGUGCUCUUCCUGGGCUUCCCAAGUCCUGGUUCGGCCGACAACUUCCUGCGCUUCGGUCUCGAAGGGCUGCUGUUGUCGCCCACUUACCUGUCCCUGCGUGAGCUGGCUACACACGCAGCGCCCCUGGGCAGCUAUGCGCGAGAGCUGGCGGCCGCAGGGCGGCUCUAUGAGCCGGCUGAGUGCUUCCUACUCAGUGUGUCGGUGGCGGUAGGUCCGGGCACCGCGCCUUCCGGGGCGCUCGCUCGGCCGGCGCCCGCGCCUCGCAGCACUGGGCCCACUGUGCGCAAGUUCGCCAAGGUAGCACUGGCUGCAGGCAGUCCGGCGCGGCCGCCCCCCGUGCGGGGCCGUGAGCCUGACAUGGAAACAUUGAUUUUGACCCCGCCGCCAGGCACGGCGGGCCUGGACCAGGAGGGCGAGGCGGGCCGGCGGGCUAGAGAGGUGGCCUUCAUCCACAUCCAAAGGGAGCUGCGGCUGCGCGGUGUAUUCCUGCGCCACGAGUUCCCGCGCGUUUAUGAGCAGCUCUGUGAGUUCGUGGAGGCCAACCGACGUUUCACGCCCACCACCAUCUACCCCACAGACCGGCGCACCGGCCGCCCCUUCAUGUGCAUGAUCAUGGCUGCUUCUGAGCCACGCGCGCUGGACUGGGUGGCCAGCGCCAAUCUGCUGGACGAUAUCAUGUGAGGCUUGAGGACACCACUCAGGCCCUGAUCAGAAUCCUUGCCUAGCCCACUCAGGCCCCGCCCGGUCCACUCAGGGCCGCCCCCGAGCCCCGCCCAACUCACUCACUCCAUCCAGGCCCAGACCAGCCCCUCAUGCUGCUUCUCUUGAGCCCUGCCCCAACAAAUUCCCCCGCUCCCAGCUCCCCCCAUUUUCCCACACCCCACUGUGCUCUCCCAACUCUUUCCUCCCCACAACUCCUCACCGGGCUGCCCAGUGCCCACCUUCCAGAGUCAGCCCUCCGGCCCACAGAGACCAGUCCUCGCCCUAGGUGCUCCCCGCUGGAAGGUGGGGUGGGCCUGAGGACCUCCAGGCUCUGCCUUUUUGCUGAGGGUCACUACUGCACAGACCCUACUCGUGCAAAUGGAUCCAUAUCUGCUCUGGGGCUCUGAUGAAGCCUCUGCUCUCCCUCCCUGCUCGUCCAGGAGCCCGUGAUGACCAAAGUCUAGUAUAGACACUUUAAGCUCACCUCCUGUCUCUGGGAUGUGACUCCCUCAGAGACCUUUCUUCCUGGAGAACACCCUGAUUAGCCUUCGUGCAUCCAUGCCCCAAGUGAGAAAGCUAUGUGUGAGUGCCUAGCCAGACUCUGAGGUGUUGCUCAUCCUGCAGCCUCUCACCUCUGACCACCUUGGUCUAAGUCUUGCAGGAGAGGUUGGAUACUCAGAGGUCUUCAAGCCAAGGGCAAGCCCAACAGCCAGAGGGGAUUUGGGGCAGGAAAAGCAGAGCAUCUGGGUGUGGGCACAUGCCAGGCAAGGGUCCGGGGUCUGCCCAUACUCAACAAGAUGGCCCUAGACAGGUGCCAGAGUAGAACCUGGUGGUGUGCAUGCAAAGGCAGGCCCUAAUUUGGCAGGAGGUCAGAAGCAUGUGCAUAGGAUGGACCAGCUGGGAGGACAGCACAGACGCCUUCCAGGAAGCUGCAUCUACCUGCUGCCAAAGGAAGGACCUGGAAGGUUCAGGGGGAUCCCCAGAUAGUUGCUGGGUAGAGAAAGAGGAGUGAGUUAGCAGCCAAUGGAGUUUCAACUGAAGAGCUAUGUGACAAGCCCGAUGUCAGGUCCCUCCACUGCACGAUUGCACACAGGUCCCAGUGCUCUCACUCUGCUACUCACGAGCUUGGUAUGCCUUGGGGAGCGCACACCCAGACAGCCCUCCGCCGUGCCCUCUCCCCACCACUCUUCCCUUGGGCAUCCUGCUCCGCACCCGGGCUCCAAAGAGGACCUGUAACUGAGAAAGGAGAUAGGCCAGGCGCUGUGCAAGGGCCCUCAUGGAUCCUCUAAUCCCUUCGGAGCCAGAGGAGCGGGUAUUAAGCGCGAUAAAUUGUGAGCCCUGCCUCCGCGCCCUGCUCUCACCCCUGACGGUGUCUCCACCCCGACACCCCUGAGCCCCCGCCCGGGCCUGCGAUUUGCACCGGCCCGGUGCCCCGCUUGCUGCAAUCGCUGCUGCGCCCCGCCACGGGACCUCCGCAUUGGGCCCCGCACCUGAGGGCCCACAGGAACGCCCCUAGACGGGAAUCGUUUCUAGAGGGCGAGCGCUUUCAAACCAAGUAAAAUAGAACUUGAAUGUA
Messenger RNA from Marmota monax (woodchuck), 7679 nucleotides. RefSeq names its product apical junction component 1 homolog (gene Ajm1). Gene Ontology annotation, cellular component: plasma membrane; apical junction complex. The coding region runs from base 3161 to 6082 and encodes 973 amino acids. The record is from RefSeq and is a predicted model, not a curated record. The transcript has 2 exons. NCBI's taxonomy places the organism in Eukaryota, Metazoa, Chordata, Mammalia, Rodentia, Sciuridae. Gene Ontology annotation, biological process: cell-cell junction organization.